AUGACGGGCAGCCGUGGCGGCUGCUUGCACGCUCUCCCGCCGCUCCUGCCGCUGCUGCUGCUCCUCGUUGGCGCGCUCGGCUGGCCAGCUUCGGCCGCCAGCACUCACGACGCUCCGGACGAAGACGACGAGCGGAUGCCAUCCUGGGCUUUCGAGGAGGAGAACCAGACCGAUUUCGGGAGACGCGGAAGCGCAUCCGCCGCUUUCUAUCGAAGCAAUAAGGACGCAUGGCGCUUACCUGGGCAGUACAUUGUGGUGCUCAAGAAGGAAACCCGUAAGCCGCAGACAUCACGAACUGCCACGCACCUGCAGGCUAGAGCAGCUAAGCAUGGCUAUCAGACCCAAAUCCUCCAUGUCUUUGUGGAGCUUUUCCGGGGCUUUAUUGUGAAGAUGAGCAGUGAUGUGCUGCCCCUGGCUUUGAAGCUGCCACAUGUGGAUUACAUAGAAGAAGACUCCUAUGUGUUCGCUCAGAGUAUUCCCUGGAACCUUGGCCGGAUAGUUCCGAUGCAAGUCAAAUCGAGUGAAUACAAUCCUCCCAAUAAGGGUGACCUGGUUGAGGUUUAUCUGCUAGAUACUGGAGUUCAGAGCAACCACCGGGAAAUCGAGGGCAGAGUGUUUGUGACAGAAUUUGAGAAUGUCCCAGAUGAGGAUGGCACUCGUUUCCACCGACAAGCCAGUAAGUGCGACAGCCACGGGACCCACAUGGCUGGUGUUGUGAGCGGGAGGGACGCUGGAGUGGCCAAAGGAGCCAGUGUCCGCAGCCUCCGAGUGCUGAACUGCCAGGGCAAGGGCACAGUGAGUGGCAUACUGAUCGGACUGGAAUUCAUCCAAAGGACUCUGGCCACCCAGCCCUACAGCCCACUAGUUGUGUUGCUGCCCCUGGCUGGCGGCUACAGCCGCAUUCUGAACGCUGCCUGCCGCCUGAUGGUGCAGAUGGGGGUGGCGAUCAUAGCCGCAGCAGGCAACUACAAGGACGAUGCUUGCCUGUACUCUCCAGCAGCUGAACCAGAGGUUAUCACAGUUGGUGCCACCAAUGUCGAGGACCAGCCUGCUUCCAUGGGGUCCUUGGGGACCAAUUUUGGCCGUUGUGUAGAUGUGUUUGCCCCUGGAGAUGACAUCAUUGGAGCCUCCAGUGACUGCAGUACCUGCUUCACAUCACAGAGUGGGACAUCGCAAGCAGCUGCACAUGUAGCAGGCAUUGCGGCCAUGAUCUUGAACACCAACCCUGGCCUGUCCAUCUCUGAGCUGAGACAGAGGCUGAUCCACUUCUCCAUCAAAAGCCUUAUCAAUGAAGCUUGGUUUCCUGAAGAUCAGAGGUUGUUAACCCCCAACAGGGUGGCUGGGCUUCCCCCCAAACUUGUGGCAGAUGAAGAGCUGUACUGUCGCUCCGUGUGGUCUCCCUUGUCUGGAUUGUCCAGUGGGGCAACAGCUGCUGCGCACUGCAGCAGCAAUGAAGAAAUGUUCAGCUGCUCAAGCUUAUCAAAGAAUGGGAAACAGCGGGGCACACGCAUUGAGGAUAAUGGAGGCAGGAAAGAAUGUGUUGCACAUAACAGAUUUGGUGGCCAAGGGGUCUAUGGCAUAGCCCGGUGUUGCAUUUGGCCCAAAGCUGACUGCCAAAUUAACACCCUCUCAGAGGGCUCAGCAGUGCAAAGUGUCAGCUGCACUAAAGACACCCAUGUUUUGACAGGUUGCAGCUCUCAUUCUCCAGUGGGAGAGUUCAUUGGCACCAUCCGACCUGUGCUUGGGUCAGAAAGUGGCCAUGACCACUGCAUAGGCCAGGCAGAGGCAACCGUACAUGCUUUCUGCUGCCACGUGCCAAGCAUUGAGUGCAAGGUCCAGGAGUACUUUUCUGCAACGUAUCAACCAAAGGUGAUGGUGGCUUGCGAUGCUGGCUGGACCCUGACCGGAUGCAAUGCUCAGGCGCAUGGCAAUAAUGCUCUCGGUGCAUAUUCAGUGGACAACACUUGUGUUGUGAUAAGCAGCCCAGGCAGCAAAGGAGCAAGGGCUUUUGUCAUUUGCUGUAGAAAGAGACUCUUGGAAAAUGAGCAGCACAGUUCGAAUUAUAAGUGA
Molecule: messenger RNA, 2070 nt
Organism: Varanus komodoensis (Komodo dragon)
Lineage: Eukaryota; Metazoa; Chordata; Lepidosauria; Squamata; Varanidae
Gene: PCSK9
Product: proprotein convertase subtilisin/kexin type 9
Exons: 12
Coding region: 1-2070 (689 amino acids)
Biological process (GO): proteolysis
Molecular function (GO): serine-type endopeptidase activity
Source: RefSeq, a predicted model, not a curated record